Molecule: messenger RNA, 5797 nt
Organism: Limulus polyphemus (Atlantic horseshoe crab)
Lineage: Eukaryota; Metazoa; Arthropoda; Merostomata; Xiphosura; Limulidae
Product: phosphoinositide 3-kinase adapter protein 1-like
Exons: 16
Coding region: 75-3455 (1126 amino acids)
Cellular component (GO): cytosol
Molecular function (GO): transmembrane receptor protein tyrosine kinase adaptor activity; fibroblast growth factor receptor binding
Source: RefSeq, a predicted model, not a curated record
AGUCCUUGAGUGAGUGAACAGCAACGACACAGGUCUGUUGUUGGUAAAAGGAAAAAGCAUACUCGUUGGCUUAGAUGUUUACCAUGGAUCCUCCAGACGUUACCAUUGUGUUUUGCAAUGACGUUGAAGAGUGGGGCGAUUAUUUGUCGGACUGUUUGCAUCAUGUUUUAGAUCCGUUCCUGAAAGUGUAUCAAAUGCGUAUUGAAUGCUUGUUUUUCCCUCUUUCUGAAUCUUGUGUGCUGAAUUUGAGUAAAGCCCAGGUAGUGCUAAUCAUAAUGUCUCAAACCUUCUUGGAUUUUCUGGAGGAUAUGCCCAAAGCUUCUCAGUUGACAUCCCUCCUGAAACCUUCUCAGACUGUCGCUGUGUUGUGUGGACUUAAAGAUCAUGACAUAAAUUUCCACCAUAAGAAGUCACUAGUGACCUUUGAUUUGUGGACUCGACUAAAAGUACCAAAACCAGAGGAGAUAUAUGUACGUAAUAUUAUUAAAACUGUCAGCCUAAUCUUGAAACAAGGAACAGAUCAGAGUGAACGGAUGCAAGAGCUCCGCUUUGAAUUGUGGCCUAAUGUAAUUCACGAGAAGUCCAGAGAAGUUUCCGUAGUCUUAAACUCACCUGUACAGGAAGACCAUUACAUCAGAGUUAUUCUGAAAAAUAACGACAAACAACAAGAAGUAAAAGCAAACCGCCGAAAUCCAUUCACGUUUCACUUUCAUGUUCCAGCUAUGUUCGUUUCUACGUCGUCAAUGAUAUCGGUUCGUAUUUGGUGUAAUGACAGUUAUUUCGGGGAGGAAACCUUGCACUACCAUUCUCCCAUGACUCAGUUACAUGAAUUAUUACACGAUGUCGUUUCGCCUUAUGAGCUCUUACGCCAGAGUCUCAACACGACAACGAACUUAGAGGUUGACCAACAGUUAACUCAGAUUUUCAAGAACAACCUUCCCUCAAGUGGUUUUUCUCUGCUGACUCCUACUUCCGGACCCUUCCUCAGAAGUGAAGAUGAACUCCCAACUUUGCUCCAUUUCUCUGCUCGCUAUGGGAUGGAAGAAUUAACUUCGGCUCUCCUAAAUUCUCCUGGAUCUGCAAGAGCUUGUUGCCUUGCGAAUCGUCACGGACAUCUUCCAGUUCACAUAGCACAACGAGAAGAACACAACAAGAUUGCAGAAAUGUUGGAUUCAUUUCAAAAAAGAGUGGAACGUGAAACAUACCAAGUUGCCAAUUUUGUUCCAAAGAUGACAAGACACGAAGAAAGUGAUAUUAGUAGUUCCUUGCAGAACUGUCCAACUUAUCAAAAUAUACCCGAGUUCUUAUCACUUCCUGAUAUUUCGCACGAUAGUUAUACGAAAAUGAAUAAGUGUAAAGAUUACAUGCUGAUGUCAAGACUCCCUGUUCUACAUGCACCAGAUUCUGUAUCGAAUCGCCCAACUUACCAAGAUCAGUUAGAGUACAUAUCAGUUCCUCUGACUUCGCAGAAUAGUUUCAUAGAACUGAACGAAUGUGGAGACUACAUAUCAAUGUCUACAUGUCGUGUUUUGCAGGAAUCUGUAGAUCUUCAACCACAUCAGAAAUUACUUUUCAAGAACCUUGGCAAUGAAAAUAAGGAAGAAGAAAAAACAAUAACACGUGAGAACAGUGUUUUUUACAGUCAGUGCUCAACUGAUGACGUUUCACGAACAAUUUUAGAAGAGAAAGUAGAAGAACAACAGGUGGAUUCUCCUCUGUAUAGUGAAUGUUGUAUUAACACAUCUCAACAAGAAUUGAUAUCCAUUACGGAGGUGUAUGAAAACGGUACCACCAUGACUGAAGCUGAAAUGAAAAUAAAGGAGUGGAAGAAACGAAAUCAUAUGCCUUCAAUCAAGAUAAAUAAGUCACGAUGCCGACAAGAAGAUAGAAAGGUGAAAAAUGCCAGGAAACAACAUUCGAACGCGUGGUUUGACAUCUUCAACAUUUUUACUGGGAAACUCAGGCAAAAAGGCACUCCAAUUCGUAAGAUAUCGAAGGGCAAUGACAAGUCGACACCUCAAGUCAGUACAAAUGUAAAACAAGAGGACUUCGCCAAUACUACCAAUGAAUAUUCCAGCGCAUCAGAGACAACCAGCGCAGAGAUAACGUCAAGAAGUAACGCACCUUUCAGCUCAGAAUCGGAAGUUUGCAGAGUCAGCAGUAUAUCCUACUCUAGCAGUCCUAAUUCAGAAGCAAGUGACUUGGGUAAUACGGUUUGGUCUGAGAACAGCAGUGAUAGUUGUUGCUAUCCUGACACAAAUGAAGGUAACAAGGUACUGAAUACUAAUUCACAUCUAAGUGACGGAUGUAGCUCAGUCGUUAUCAAGAACUAUCGCAAUAGUGUGUUCUACUGUGAAUUAGAAGGUGAAAGAAACAAGCUAAAGGUUGUCAAUUCAGGACCUACCAAGGACAGCAUCAGAUCUAGAGCCUCUAUGCCCUUACUGAGAGAACAGUCUCUGCAAUUUGAAAACAGUGCACAUCCAACAGUGACCACAGCUUCACGGAGACAAUCAUAUAACCCCUGUUACGAAAAUGUAUUUUUUCGUACUGAGAAUCCAGGCUGUGAAAAAGAUGAAUGUUCUGUCAAACCCACGAACGCAGUAACAGAUGAGAAGCAAUUUCCUAACAUCAACUGUCACCAGUGUGAGAGCAAAAGUGUACAAGCAUGUUUGGAUAACUUACCAAUAAACCACAAAGGCCAGAGUUCUGUCCAAAAUGAAGAUGAAAAUUCGACAGGAAGAUCAUCUAGUAGCUCAAACAGAAUCAACACGGCACAUUUAAAGCGUAGAAAAGUCAAAUCACAUGUUAGACCUAGCGUAAAAAAACAGAAUAGUUUAUCCUUGAACUCUCUACCGCAUGGUCCGUCUGAAUGUAAUCACAAUCAUUGCUCAUCUUCACAAACUGAAAACAUAUAUGAAGAACUGAUGACGCAAAUUUUUCCUGUUGUUUCAAAUGAUAUAUUACUCCAACGCCAGUCUUCGCAAGCCGAAAAUAUAUAUAAAGAGCCUGUAACACCACACUCCUCUAAAUAUUCUUCAAAUAAUGUAUUACACCAACACUACCCAUCUCAAACCAAAAAUAUAUAUAAACAGCCCGUAACAGUAGAACUCUCUCGGUAUCCUUCAAAUAAUUCAUUAAGGAAUUAUUCCGUGGGUCACAUUAAGUAUUUCCCAGAAUUCAGAAUUCCAAACACUUUCGAGUUUCAAGAUUCUUUCGCCAAAACGAGAGAAGAAAAUUAUAAAAACUUCCUUUCUUUACCCGACCUCGUGGAGUUAAGGGGGGCAAAUGCGAUUCCUAGCCAUACCCCUCCCGAGCAGCUUCAGAGAUUGCUAAAUGCUGAAUCUAAGGUGCGAGAAAAACGUAGCUCUUUUAGUGAAUAUCUUGUAGAAGCCAGUACACUAUGUCAAAAACAUAUUCCUCUCAAAAAUGUAAAAGGUUCAGAAUGUUAUAUAUAACUUGUUUUAUUAUAUUUUAAAAGAUUCAGAUUCUUGUAUUACAGGUUAUGGAGUAGCAUUUUUUCAGUCUUCGAAUUAUUAAUGAGGACCCCAUCAGCCAACACAUGUUUAUAAACUAUUAUUCAUCAAAUUGCUCAUGGAUUCAUGGCUUUGUUGGUUACAGAGCAGUCCCGGAUUUAGAGGGAGUGCAAACUACGCAAUUGCAUAGGUGCCUCGAGCCCCAAAGAAGGGGGCCUCAAUUUUGAACCACCCUAGGAAAGAGGCCUCCAGUAUCGCAGUAUUACAUGGAGAUCUCAAAGAGUCUAAAUCUGGCCCCGUUACAGAGCCCCUGUUAACAUAAGAGUCACAAAGAACAUGCAUACAAAAUAUACAGUAAAUCUUGAACUUAAUUCCACUAACUACUGCCUAAUGUGCUUUACAAAGAAAGUGGAUAAUUUCAUUCUUCUUUUUUUUUCACCACCAGUUCUCGUUAAGCCUUGAAACAGGAAAAAUCAUAAGAUUAACUCAAUAUGAUGCAAUGGGUAUGUUCAACACCACAGCACCGAAAACAGGCGUUUUCUUUUAAUGAAGACUUGACAUGUUCUGGUGAUUAGAGCAUUUGACUCAUGAUCUGCGAGUCGCAAUUAAGAAGCCCGUCGCCAAACAUGCUUACUUUUUCAGCCGUGAAAACGCUAUAAGGCUAUGGUCAAUCACACUUUUCAUUGGUAAAGAAUAAAGUUGGGGGUAAGUUGUGUUGACUAGCUGCUUUACCUCUAGUGACAGUCUAGUCUAUCACUUCUAAAUCAGGGAUGGCUAGCGCAGAUAGGCUUCGAGUGGUUCUGAGCAAAAUUAAAUAAAAUUUAAUAAAAACGUUUUGUAACAUUGCCAGACUGCUGUAGUGUUGGUUUCUCACGAAAUGCUACUAUUGUGAUUUUAUUAUAAUUAUCAAUGAAGUUUGAUCAAAGCAAUCUGUCUGCAUAGAUCAGAAAUAAACAUUAACCUAGUAAAUAAUAUAGCUAUAUUAAUAUACCACACUAACUAGGAGUAUGCAAUGUCAUAAACCAAAACUGAUAAUGACGAAAAUGCAUAUAUUUGUUAGUUGUUAGCGAAAUUUUCAGCGCUGCAAUUUUGAGACUUAAAGACUAUAAUGCAGAACAUUGAGUGCAUUAUAUUAAAAUGAUUUUAGAGCCCCACAACGUCGUUAUGGUCCAAGUCGCCAAGCUCUAUCUGUAUAGCUUGACAAUAGCCCUAAAAACUCAGAUUCUAUUGCAAAAGGCUAUGUCCUAAAGCUUUCACAUUCUAACAUCCCUCCUCCCUGAUGGAUUUCCAAGUCACCUUGUGUUCGAGGAUGGCGGUUUCCCAACGAUCGUUCCGACAGUCCGAACGCAUAGAAACCAUGGAUACCUGUUUUAUUCUCUAGUUGCUUAAGGUAUGCAACUGUUGAGCAGAUAUCCCAGCCCAGUGUACUUUAAAUCUAAAACAAGUCAGACGAGUGAGGAUAUUUAAAAAAAUAAUUUUAAAUGUUACUAAGCUACUAAUAUGAAAUGCUUUUACUGUUGAAAUAUACCAAGUGAAAUUAUCUGUUAAUUUAUAACCCUCAUUCUUUGAAUAACAAGGCUCACGAAGGAAUUAAUGAUUUAUAUUAUACAGGAUGAAUUACGCCAUGAUAUUAUGGUUUAAAUACCAAACACUGGAUUCGUUUAGAAUUUUAUUUUUGUGCUUCUGAAACUUUCAGCAAUGGAGAUGUCUUGGUCAUUCCCAUAUUCAAUACUUAAAAACUUAACAACCAAUAACAAUAAGAACAUCACUCACGAUGAUUUCUUAUUUUUUAAAGCAAACAUUUUAAUAUAUUUGGUAAAAUAAAAAAUAUGAAUUGUUUUUAUUUUCAGUUUUGACCAAUUUCCUUUGAUACACAAAGUGUGUCAUAACAUUCAACAUUCAAAGAAUAUGUAUUUUACCCGAGUGCCAAUACUAAAGUAAACAAGCACACAUUCCAAUGUCAGUAAGUUACAGAAAAUAAUGAACUUUGUUUUUUGUGUGUUACAUUAAAUAUUCCAUAUUAAUAACAAUAACAGUAAGCAACGAAUACAUCGAAAGAAGUAAUAAGAUAAAAAAAAAGGUGAAAGUAUUCGAUCACAAAAUACACUAAGGACUUGGUUUUUCACAAGAUGUGCAAAAAAUAAAUUACGCAAGUCACCCCCUCGAAAUCAAAAUAAAUCUGAAUGACUACUCGUAUAAAUCAGGUUUUCAUAAUAUUUGGCAUGAUGAAUGACUUACACGAGAUUGAACAAAAAUGUUUUAUGUCGGGUUAGCUUCAACGAUAAUUUGUUUGUUUAUUUUGAAUUUCGCGCAAAACUACACGA